Homarus americanus (American lobster) is the source of this 549-nucleotide messenger RNA. RefSeq names its product myelin-associated oligodendrocyte basic protein-like. The transcript has 3 exons. Bases 1 to 549 code for a protein of 182 amino acids. The record is from RefSeq and is a predicted model, not a curated record. Lineage: Eukaryota; Metazoa; Arthropoda; Malacostraca; Decapoda; Nephropidae.
AUGGAAACAACUGCAGACACUUCCACCUCCGCCGGGGCAGAGACUGAGCAGCAGGAGGCACCUGGCACUAAGAGACAACCUCAGCAGGCACCUGUCACUAAGAGACAACCUCAGCAGGCACCUGGCACUAAGAGACAACCUCAGCAGGCACCUGGUGAGAACAACCUCAGCAGGCACCUGAGACAACCUCAGCAGGCAGACAACCUCAGCAGAGCAGGCACACUCAGCUGGCACCUGGCACUAGAGACAACAGCUGGCACACUAAGGCAACCUCAGCAGGUAUCUGAGACUGAUAGACAACCUCAGCAGGCACCUGGCACUAAGAGACAACCUCAGCUGGCACCUGGCACUAAGAGACAACCUCAGCUGGCACCUGGUACUAAGAGACAACCUCAGCUGGCACCUGGUACUAAGAGGCAACCUCAGCAGGCACCUGGCCCCAAGAGGCAACCUCAGCAGGCACCUGGUACUAAGAGACAACCUCAGCUGGCACCUGGCACUAAGAGACAACCUCAGCAGUCACCUGGAACCUCAGCAGGCACCUGGUAG